AUGAGUGGUGGACCUGGAUUUGUUGGGAUCAAGUUUUGUCCGGAGUGCAACAAUAUGCUGUACCCGAAAGAGGACAAAGAAAACAGACAGCUAUUAUAUGCGUGUAGGAAUUGUGACCACAAGCAGAUUGCAGAUAACCCUUGCAUCUAUGUUAAUAAGUUGACCCACGAAGUUGAUGAAUUAACUCAGAUAGUCGCUGAUGUUAUAUAUGACCCCACGUUGCCAAAGACAGAAGACCACCCUUGUCCAAAAUGCAAAGGAAGAGAAGCCGUUUUUUUCCAGGCGCAGUCGAGGAGGGCCGAGGAAGAGAUGCGUUUAUACUAUGUAUGCACCAAUCCGGACUGCACUCAUCGCUGGACUGAUUAG
Molecule: messenger RNA, 366 nt
Organism: Enterobius vermicularis (human pinworm)
Lineage: Eukaryota; Metazoa; Nematoda; Chromadorea; Rhabditida; Oxyuridae
Source: the annotation of a GenBank genome assembly